Molecule: messenger RNA, 985 nt
Organism: Rosa chinensis
Lineage: Eukaryota; Viridiplantae; Streptophyta; Magnoliopsida; Rosales; Rosaceae
Product: vesicle transport protein SFT2B
Exons: 6
Coding region: 124-723 (199 amino acids)
Biological process (GO): vesicle-mediated transport
Cellular component (GO): membrane
Source: RefSeq, a predicted model, not a curated record
UCUCAUUCACAAAUAAGAGAGAGAGAGAGAGAGUUGUUGGGAGCCGGUAGUAGAGUAAGGAACAAUUUUGCAGUUGAUUCAUAUAUCUGUGCUGCUGUGUGAUCAUUGAUCAGAGAGAGAGAGAUGGAGAAGAUUAGCCAAGCCUUUGAGAAGGUGAAGAUGAACCAAGCCUUUGAAAAGGUGAACGUCAACCAAGCCUUCGACAAGAUGAAGAUGCUCGUCGGAAUGGAGGCCGACAACGACGACGACGAAGAAGCCGCCUCUUCUUCUUCUGCUCUGCAGCACCAGGAUUCUUUCAUGGACGACUUCAAUCGCAACUGCACCUUGUCCACCAAACAGAGGUUUUAUGGCUUCGCCAUCUGCUUGGCUUCUGGAUUGACUUGUACACUCCUGUCGAUGCUUGUUUUCUUCCAUCCAAUCAAGUUUGCAAUUACAUUCACACUUGGGAAUCUGCUUUCACUUGGCAGCACAGCAUUCCUCAUUGGACCUAAACGGCAAGUCACAAUGAUGCUGGAUCCUGUUCGCAUUUAUGCGACAGCCAUAUACAUUGCGAGCAUAAUAAUUGCAUUGUUUUGUGCUCUCUAUGCUCAUAACAAAAUAUUGACACUUUUGGCAAUAAUUUUGGAAUUUGGUGCAUUGGUUUGGUAUAGCUUGAGCUACAUUCCUUUUGCAAGGUCCAUGGUAUCGAAGAUCAUGCUAGCUUGUUUUGACACUGAAUUUUAGGCUGAUAUUCACCAACCAGAAGGCUUGUGGUUCAUCUUCUGGAGGAAGUUUAUUUCCUGUACACAUUUGAGUUUUUUGUGGUACAUAAAGCAAGGCAGUCAAAUACACAGAUUUGAAAUGUAAAUUGUAUGGAUUGAGAUACUAAUUUCUACCAAAGCUGUUUUUCCCCAUUUCCAUAAGAAAAGAUUUUCAUGGCUAUGUUGUAUGGAUGACUUUCUGAGAUAUAUCAUCAAACUAUCAAUGAAAGAGAAACUGCAGUUCA